Messenger RNA from Drosophila hydei, 2176 nucleotides. RefSeq names its product cationic amino acid transporter 4. The transcript has 2 exons. Gene Ontology annotation, biological process: transmembrane transport; amino acid transport. The record is from RefSeq and is a predicted model, not a curated record. The coding region runs from base 154 to 2148 and encodes 664 amino acids. Gene Ontology annotation, molecular function: amino acid transmembrane transporter activity. NCBI's taxonomy places the organism in Eukaryota, Metazoa, Arthropoda, Insecta, Diptera, Drosophilidae. Gene Ontology annotation, cellular component: plasma membrane.
UCAAUUAAAAAACAACAAUUGGGAGAAACGAGUGCAUUUUUUAUAUGAUUUUCCUGUGACAUAUGGUCGAAGUGCGACUGUUGUGGCAAUAGAGAAAUACUUUUACAUAUAUACACAAUAUAUAGAUCGAGGAAGGAAUUUCGCAGUGCAACUAUGCCUAGUUCAAGGCGUGCCAUAUUGGGCCACAUCAUGUCCGGCAUAUGCACGAAGAUGAACCGCACCAAGCCGGUGCCAGCGGAUGUGAUGGAGACUCCGCUGAAGCGCUGCCUCACCACCUUCGACAUUGCGCUCUUGGGCAUUGGCCAUAUGGUGGGUGCUGGCAUCUAUGUGCUGACUGGCACCGUGGCCAAGGAAAUGGCUGGACCUGGCAUCAUUUUAUCUUUUGUGCUCGCCGGAUUCGUGUCCAUGCUGGCGGCGCUGUGCUAUGCGGAGUUCGGCACGCGCGUGCCCAAGGCUGGAUCGGCAUAUGUCUAUACCUAUAUAUCGAUCGGUGAGUUCUGGGCCUUUGUCAUUGGCUGGAACAUAUUGCUGGAGCAUAUGCUAGGCGCCGCCUCAGUGGCACGCGCCUGGAGUGGCUAUGUGGACUCCAUGCUGGGCGGCUGGAUAGCCAAUACGACAUUAUCUCUGAUGGGCGGGAUUCAUGAGCCAGGGCUGGCUGAAUAUCCGGACGUGUUGGCCUUUCUCGUCUGCAUUGUCUAUGCCGCGGCCUUGGGCAGCGGUGUCAAGGCGACGGCCGUGUUCAACAGCGUGCUGACCCUGGUCAACAUCGGGGUCAUGAUGGUGGUCAUUGGCGUGGGCUUCUGGUAUGCGAAUACCGACAACUGGUCCGAGGCGGAGGGUGGCUUUUUGCCGUAUGGCUUUGGUGGCGUGAUUGCAGGUGCUGCUACCUGCUUCUAUGCGUUCGUUGGCUUCGAUUCGAUAGCCACGUCCGGCGAGGAGGCCAAGAAUCCCGCCGUCUCCAUACCAAUCGCUACAGUGCUGUCCCUUUGCGUCGUCACGGUAGGCUACAUCCUGGUUAGCGCCGCUCUCACUCUCAUGAUACCCAUUAGCGAGAUUAAUCCGGCUGCCUCGCUGCCCGAGGCCUUUGGCCAGCUGCAGCUGCCGUGGGCCAAGUACAUCAUCUCCAUUGGCGCACUCUGUGGCAUGACUACCACUUUGCUGGGCUCACUCUAUGCCCUGCCACGUUGCAUGUACGCUAUGGCAUCGGAUGGUCUGCUCUUCAGCUGCUUUGGCCGCAUCAGCCAGAGCACCCAAGUGCCACUGUUGAAUCUGAUUGUCUCCGGACUGCUGAGUGCUGCUCUGGCUCUGGUCUUCGAUCUGGCCAAGCUGGUGGAGUUCAUGUCCAUUGGCACACUGCUCGCCUACACCAUUGUCUCGGCCAGUGUCAUCAUACUACGCUAUCGUCCACUGGCACACGUGGGCACCCCCAAUCCUGUCUAUGCGCCGGAUACGCCGGAUGAGGAGAAUGACGAGGAUGCCGAUUCGCAGUCGAGCAUUGAUACAGCAUCGCCGACGAGUGAUCUGAUUGAGGGCGCUCUGGCCGGCCGCCUGAAGCCGCAAUUUCGCUGGCUGGAGCCGCUGCUCGGUCGCUUUGCACCUGGCUCGGUGGUGUCGGUGGCUGUGCUGCUGUUCAUUGUGUUGAGCUUCGCCAUCUGCCUGGAGCUGAAGGUAUCCUGGGCACAGCUCUACUCCGGCACCUGGUGGGCUCUGCUUGUCUACGGUUUCAUCAUCUUUGCAGCCAGCGCCUGUGUCGCUGUCAUGGCUGUGCACAAUCAGAACACGCGAGGCUUGAACUUCAAGGUGCCGCUGGUGCCCUUCGUGCCAGCACUUGGUAUCUUCAGUAACAUAAUGUUGAUGGUCCAUCUGGAUGCCUUGACCUGGGUGCGCUUCUUUGUCUGGGUAACCAUUGGCAUGGUUGUCUACUUCCUGUAUGGCAUACGGCAUAGCAAAGAGGGCGAAGCCUGUUCCACAUACUCCAUACUGAUGACCUCAUCGGAGGCAGGUAAACUCAACUGGGGAUCCUUCAAGGCUUCCAAGAAUGUGGCCAAGCAUACGGUACUCGAGCGUUUCCUGGGUCGCCGGAAAAUGGAUGAUAAGAAGCCCAUUGUGGACGAGGAAUGCGAUGAUAAUGCAGAGAGUCCAAAUUAAAUCAAUCAAUGGGAACACGAUAUUAUAU